AUGUUGCUCUGCGAUUUUGUUGUGCCAAAUGACCAACACAGAGCUGAGUUCUUCGUAUCUUUGAAAAUUCCAAAGAUAUAUGGCAAAUCCAAAGCAACAGAUGGGCUGUCAUGGUUGAAGCCCAAAGCAUCACGCAAGCACAGGGAACUUUCUGCCUUCAAGGGAACAAAGUUUAUUUUGCUCACUUAUGGACAGAUCACAAUCAUUUCGAUUAUAUCACUUGCUAUGGCAAUGAUAAAUAUCAUGAGGUUCCACAGCAACCUUAAACCUUAUAUGGAAGGACAAAAGCCAAUGAUGAAGCUCUUGGCAUUUAAGAUGGUUGUCGGUCUUGAAUUCUUAGAGCAGGUCAGAAAGAUUCACAACUUUUAA
Molecule: messenger RNA, 369 nt
Organism: Penicillium canescens
Lineage: Eukaryota; Fungi; Ascomycota; Eurotiomycetes; Eurotiales; Aspergillaceae
Exons: 3
Coding region: 1-369 (122 amino acids)
Source: RefSeq, a predicted model, not a curated record